Mangifera indica (mango) is the source of this 1404-nucleotide messenger RNA. RefSeq names its product protein MAK16 homolog A-like. Gene Ontology annotation, cellular component: nucleolus; preribosome, large subunit precursor. The coding region runs from base 264 to 1169 and encodes 301 amino acids. Gene Ontology annotation, biological process: maturation of LSU-rRNA; maturation of 5.8S rRNA. NCBI's taxonomy places the organism in Eukaryota, Viridiplantae, Streptophyta, Magnoliopsida, Sapindales, Anacardiaceae. The transcript has 9 exons. The record is from RefSeq and is a predicted model, not a curated record.
CACCUUCAAAAGCCACCGUCCGCUACCCUAGAUAUAUACCAGAACGGCAAACCUCCAACCAACCCUGAAAACCUGACAAAAUAAACUAGAAAGUGGCCACUGAGGCGGCAAAAUACAGUUAAAACCGGCUUCUAAGUUGUAGAAGUGCCUCUCUUUUCUGAUUUGUAACCCUUCGUGUUCUUGUGUAUCGUAAAUUUUUGUAAAUCUUGAACCUAAAACUCUCUAUUAUUUGUACAUCCCACCUAAAUAAAGAAAAAGUAAAGAUGCAGCAUGAUGAGGUUAUAUGGCAGGUUAUCAGGCACAAUCAUUGCAGUUUCAUGGCCAAAAUCGAGACGGGGAAGUUCUGUAGAAACCCGUAUAACGUAACCGGUAUUUGUAACCGAAGCUCAUGCCCGCUCGCUAACAGUCGAUACGCCACAAUUCGUGACCACGAUGGUGUUUUCUAUUUAUAUAUGAAAACUAUAGAAAGGGCUCACCAACCAAAUCAAUUGUGGGAAAGAGUUAAGUUGCCAAGGAAUUAUGAGAAGGCACUUGAAAUAAUUGACAAACAUCUGAUGUAUUGGCCCAAGUUUUUGGUACACAAAACAAAGCAAAGGUUGACUAAAAUGACUCAGAUGCGGAUUCGCAUGAGAAAGCUUGCUUUGAAGACAAGGGAGAAGAUUAUGACAACACCAAGGAAGGAGAAGAAAAGAGAGGCUAGAAGAGAGGAAAAAGCCGAAAAGGCAGCUGUUUUGGAUAAGAGUAUUGAAAAAGAAUUGCUGGAGCGCCUGAAAAAAGGGGUUUAUGGUGACAUAUAUAAUUAUCCUGCUGACAAAUAUAAUGAGAUCCUUGAUAAGGAACAGCUAGCUGCUAGGGAUUUGGAAGAUGAUGAGGAGGAAGCUGAAAUAGAAUAUGUUGAAGGGUAUGAUGAUCUUGAAGAGGAGGAGGAUAUGGAAGAUUUUGGUGGUGUUGCCAUUAAUAAAUUUCAUACAGAUGAUGAUGAUGUUGGAGUGGAUGAUGAUGAUGAGGGAAGGGUAGCAGUUGAUCGCAAAAGAUCAAGAAGAGAAUCUAACUUGGCUUCGAGAAAGCUUGAGAAAGCUGAACCUGGUGCCAAACUGAAGAAGAAAGCAAGGGUACUUGUUGAGGUUGAGCAAGAAGAUGCAGACGAGAGACAAAAAGCAGUCUACUGAGAGUUUCACUGUGUUCCUUUAAUUUGAUUUCCGAACGACUAGCAGUGGCAAUUUUAUAGUCAUAAGAUAUAACUGCAUAGAUUGAUAGUGAGAGGAAGCGCAAUUGUGUUGAGUUGCGUUAGCCUGCCAAAUUUUGACCCAGUUGCCUUAUGUGUUUUCUUUUUCCAGUAUCUGUAUUGGAUCUGAGUUGAUGAAGUAAAAUUUGUGAUGGCACACACUGCAUCAUAUGAAUGUA